AUGACGUCAUGGGAUGCUGGAGGUCUCAGCAGAGCCGCUAGGAAAAAAGACACGUCCCAGGUCUUGGGCUGUGACGUCAUUUGCUGCCCAGACGAAAUCGGGAAUCCGAUUGGUGGAGGCAUCGUCAAGGAAAGAUUCUCGUUUGUCCUGUCGCCUCAGUCCGACGGGGACAUCCAUCGCCUGCGGGUGUGUCGGCUCCCGGAAAACUUGCUUUUGUUCUGCGACUCGAAUGAGAUCGCCUCGGGUCGUCCUCUGCGUCGCAGAAAGGCGAUGUUCCGAGUGUUCAUCCUCGCCUUCCUCUUCUCCCUCCUGACGGAGGGGAACGGGAUCACCUUCCCCUUCCUCCAGAACCUGGUGCCCCGCCUCGGGACCGACUCAGAGUUCUUUCCCCCCCGUCCCCCCAUCCCCGGCUCCGACUCCGACAUCCGCCCCCCUCUUCGCAUCUCCAACAUCCUUUCAUCCCGCCGCCAGUCCUCCAACCCCCAGUCCUCUAACCCCCAGUCCUCCAACCCCCAAUCCUCCAAUCCCCAGUCCUCCGACCCCCAGUCCUCCCGCCCUCAGUCCUCCAACCCCCCCGUCAUCCAGAUCACGGAGAGCGCCCCCUUCGACCUCCACGAGUCCAUGACCCAGCUCGGCCUCGACAUCGUGCAGGUCCUCACCACCGGCGAGAAGCUACGCCAAUGCGUUCGCGGCGACCGCAAGGGAAAGCUCCCCGCCGACUCCACCGGCAACGUCCUCAUCUCUCCCUUGAGCAUAUCCUCCGCCCUCUCCAUGCUCUGGCUCGGAGCGGAAGGGGACACGGGCAAAGAAAUCAAGGCUGCUCUCAGAUACCCCGCAAACGAGGAUGAAAGGAACAUCCACGACGCGUACAACCGGAACCUGACCGCGCUCCUCCGCCCCGACCGAGGAGUGACACUCAACUACUCAAACACGCUCUUCGGGAACAUCGGGCUCAGCGUGAUUCUCUACUACUACGAGGACGUGCAGACCUAUUACAAGUCCACCAUCAGGGGUGUGGAUUUCAAGAAUCCCGUGAAGGCGAGGGAGCACAUCAACCGGUGGGUCGGGAACCAGACGGACGGAAGGAUCAAGGACAUCCUCAGUCAACCGCCGAGUCCGGACACGAAUCUGAUGAUCGCCAAUGCCAUUUAUUUCAAGGGGAACUGGGCUUAUCCCUUCCCCGAGAAGGACACGCAGAUCGACACCUUCACCGUGAGUCCGAACGAAGUCCUCCGGGUCCCGAUCAUGAAUAACGUGAUGGAGAUUCCCUUCGCCCGAGACGAUAAACUGGGCGUGAGCGUGAUCGCCCUGCCGUACGACAAGUUCGAGAUGAGCCUCUACAUCCUUCUUCCCUUCGAUCAAGGCGUGAGGGGUUUGCAGGAGCUAGAGUCUCGACUGGACGCGAGGAGUCUGGACACCUUGGUCCGGUCGAUGAACGUGAGCACGGUCACCGUCGCGAUGCCGCGGUUCUCGAUGGAAUACAAGACGGAUCUUCGAUCCGUUUUGGGGGCGUUGGGCGUGUGCGACUUAUUUUCGCCCGCCUCGGCCGACCUACGCGACAUCGCGGUGAACGAGACGCUGUACGUGGACGAGGUCCUGCAUCAGGCGAACGUGGAGGUGAACGAGAAGGGGACGGUGGCGGCCGCCGCGACCAUCGCCGGGGUUUCGAGGACUUUCCGCAGCUUCCGCGUGGAUCGGCCUUUCAUCUUCUUCAUCAAGGAUAAUCCGACCGGGCUCCCCCUCUUCUGGGGUCGGGUCAUUCGACCCCAGACCUCCUAGGUCGACGGAGUUCAUUCGACCGUGACGCACACCGGUGUCGACAUGAAGAAAAACUUUUUAAAUAUUUGCUGAAUAUUUUGCUUUGCGUGGUGCUCUGUGUGAUGAAUUAUCUUAUCAUCUAUUCGUGUCUUCAUGCUUUCACAACAAGAUGAGUCAUAGAAU
Molecule: messenger RNA, 1941 nt
Organism: Darwinula stevensoni
Lineage: Eukaryota; Metazoa; Arthropoda; Ostracoda; Podocopida; Darwinulidae
Source: the annotation of a GenBank genome assembly